Amorphotheca resinae ATCC 22711 is the source of this 471-nucleotide messenger RNA. RefSeq lists its product as hypothetical. Lineage: Eukaryota; Fungi; Ascomycota; Leotiomycetes; Helotiales; Amorphothecaceae. The transcript has a single exon. The coding region runs from base 1 to 471 and encodes 156 amino acids. The record is from RefSeq and is a predicted model, not a curated record.
AUGUCAGAAAACUCUACCAUCCCCUACAAUCUGCAAACGCACUGUUCCCAACCCAACACCACCCUCCUCCUCUCCACUCCCAACAUCACCCACGACGCAAUCUCCAACCACAUACCCAGCAUCGACAUCAUCCCAUCCACAUAUCUCAACAUGACCUCCUCCUCCUCCUCCUCCUCCCCGCAAGUCCUCACCAGCGACGGCUACUACUCCCUCAACGACUAUUAUACCUUCCUCUCAGAAGAAGAAGGAAAUCUAGAUAUAGACACCACCACCACUACUGCACAAGCAUCAUGCAUACAUCGCACUGCCCCCGUGGGAGUCCAAGGGAAAUGUUUCGAUGGGAAGCAGAGCGAGGUUAAGAAGAGUGAGGCGAGUACAUCGCUGUGGAGAAGAGGCAAGAAGAAGAAGAAGAAGACGGUUAGUGCGGCGCUUUUGAUUGCCUUGGGUGUCGCGGGGUUAGUCAUGGGUUGA